This is a messenger RNA of Hippopotamus amphibius kiboko, 1757 nucleotides long. It is a transcript of the gene LCTL, whose product is annotated as lactase like. The coding region runs from base 1 to 1740 and encodes 579 amino acids. The record is from RefSeq and is a predicted model, not a curated record. NCBI's taxonomy places the organism in Eukaryota, Metazoa, Chordata, Mammalia, Artiodactyla, Hippopotamidae. The transcript is spliced from 13 exons. Gene Ontology annotation, molecular function: beta-glucosidase activity. Gene Ontology annotation, biological process: carbohydrate metabolic process.
AUGUGCUUCUUCAGGUAUGGGGGAGGCCCGGGUGCCAUGAAGCCAGUGCGGGUUGUCACUCUUUGGUGGGUACUACUGCUGGUGUCCAGGCUGGGGGCCACCACGAAGGAAUUCCCAGAAGAGGCCUCCUUCUACUAUGGAAACUUCCCACUUGGCUUCUCCUGGGGCGUGGGCAGUUCCGCCUUCCAGACUGAGGGUGCCUGGGACCAGGACGGGAAAGGGCCCAGCAUCUGGGACACCUUCACGCACAGCGGGAAAGGGUAUGUGCUUGGGGAGGAGACAGCAGAUGUGGCCUGUAACAGCUACGACAAGGUCCAGGAGGAUGUGGCUCUGCUGAGGGAGCUGCACGUCAGCCACUACCGGUUCUCCCUGUCCUGGCCCCGGCUCCUGCCCACAGGUGUCCGAGCCGAUGGGGUGAACAAGAAGGGAAUCCAAUUCUACAGUGACCUCAUUGACGCCCUUGUAAAGAGCAACAUCACCCCCAUUGUGACCUUGCACCACUGGGAUCUCCCGCAGCUGCUCCAGGGCAAGUAUGGCGGGUGGCAGAACAUGAGCAUGGUGGACUACUUCAGUGAUUAUGCCAACUUGUGCUUUGAGGCCUUUGGGGACCGGGUGAAGCACUGGGUCACUUUCAGUGAUCCUCAGACAAUGGCAGAAAAAGGCUACGAGACAGGCCACCACGCACCUGGCCUGAAGCUCCACGGCACGGGCCUGUACAAGGCGGCACAUCAUGUCAUUAAGGCCCACGCCAAAGCCUGGCACUGCUACAAUGACACAUGGCGCAGCGAGCAGCAAGGUCUGGUAGGGAUUUCAUUAAACUGCGACUGGGGAGAACCUGUGGACAUUAGUAACCCUAAGGACAUAGAGGCUGCCGAGAGAUACCUACAGUUCUGUCUGGGCUGGUUUGCCAACCCCAUUUAUGCCGGUGACUACCCCCAAGUCAUGAAGGACCGUAUCGGAAGAAAGAGUGCAGAGCAAGGCCUGGAUAUGUCGAGGUUACCAGUGUUCUCGCUCCAGGAAAAGAGCUACAUUAAAGGCACAUCUGAUUUCUUGGGAUUAGGUCAUUUUACGACUCGGUAUAUCACAGAAAGGAAGUACCCCUCUCGCCAGGGGCCCAGCUACCAGAAUGAUCGUGACUUAGUAGAACUGGUUGACCCAAACUGGCCUGAUAUGGGGUCUGAAUGGCUAUAUGCUGUGCCGUGGGGAUUUAGGAGGUUUCUCGACUUUGCUCAGACUCAAUAUGGCAACCCGCCCAUAUAUGUGACAGAAAAUGGAGCGUCUCAAAAAUUACACUGUACCCAAUUAUGUGAUGAGUGGAGAAUUCAAUACCUUAAAGGAUACACAAAUGAAAUGCUAAAAGCUAUCAAAGACGGUGCUAACAUAAAAGGGUAUACUUCCUGGUCUCUUCUGGAUAAGUUUGAAUGGGAGAGGGGAUACUCAGAUAGAUUUGGAUUCUACUAUGUCGAUUUCAACAAGAAAAAUAGGCCACGCUACCCAAAGGCUUCAGUUGAAUACUACAAGAAGAUCAUCACUGCCAAUGGGUUUCCCAAUCACCAAGAGGUGGAAAGUUGGUACCUCAAAGCCUUGGAAACCUGCUCCAUCAACAACCAGAUGCUUGCUGCAGAGCCUUUGCUAAGUUACAUGCAGAUUGUGACGGAGAUCGUGGUACCUACAGUCUGCACCCUCUGUAUACUAAUCGCUGCAGUUCUGCUGAUGCUUCUCCUGCGGAGCCUGAGCUGAGACAGGGUCACCCAUUU